Molecule: messenger RNA, 2224 nt
Organism: Melopsittacus undulatus (budgerigar)
Lineage: Eukaryota; Metazoa; Chordata; Aves; Psittaciformes; Psittaculidae
Gene: SSX2IP
Product: SSX family member 2 interacting protein
Exons: 15
Coding region: 317-1996 (559 amino acids)
Biological process (GO): intraciliary transport involved in cilium assembly
Cellular component (GO): ciliary basal body; centriolar satellite
Source: RefSeq, a predicted model, not a curated record
CAGCUGUGGAGCGGAGCCGAGCAAGGCAGAGUGGAACCCGCUCGGAGCCGCCGCUGUGCUCCUCCCCGUGGUGUCGGCAGCAGCCGCAGCCGCAGCAGGCUCCGGCUGAUCGCAGGGACGAGUGAGAGCUGGGUUAGCUGCUUGGGUUUGCCGGCUGUCUGCCCGCUGGAAGGCCUAGCGAUUUGUUGAUCUCUGUGGAGCUACAAGCGUCAGAUGUUCUAAGAGGAGAUGCCUACGUAACACACGUUGCCAGCAAUUGUACUAAGUACUUCACUGCUGAACCAGUUGCUCAGGUACCCUGCCUGUCUUUGUUGCUAUGGGAGACUGGAAGACUAUUACUGUGCCAGUGCUGUCAUCAGAUAGCAAAAAUAUUUUUGAAUAUACCUCAGAUAAAAGUAUUUCUUCCCUAAGUAUGAACUCACAAGUGCUACGUUUGUCACUGCCUUCAGCCAAAAACAUGCACGGCUUUUUCAGUGCCUUCUGCACAGAAGAGAAUAUUGAACAGAGUGUAUCCUAUCUUGAUAGGGAACUAACAACACUGGGCUUUCCCUCUAUUUAUGCUGAGUCCAAAGGAAAGGAAUUAAACUUAGUAUCUGUCAUAAAUUGCAUGAAUGAAUUGCUUGUACUGCAGCACAAGAACCUUCGAGCUCAGGAAGAAGUAGAAAUGCAGCAUCUAAAACUGGGUAGUGAUAUGGAUCACUUACAGAACUGCUAUGCUAAAUUAAAGGAACAGCUGGAAUUAUCUAAAAGGGAGAUAGUCGGACUUCAGGAAAGAGACAGACAACUGCAAAACAAGAACAGAAAUUUGCACCAGUUACUUAAAAAUGAAAAGGAUGAAGUACAGAAGUUGCAGAACAUAAUCUCAAGCAGAGCUACACAGUACAAUCAUGAUAUGAAGAGGAAAGAAAGAGAAUAUAACAAAUUGAAAGAGCGUUUACAUCAACUAGUCAUGAACAAAAAGGACAAAAAGAUAGCUAUGGAAGUUCUAAAUUAUGUUGGUAGAGCUGAUGGGAAGAGAGGUGCAUGGAGGACUGAUAAGACAGAAGCCAGAAAUGAAGAAGAAAUGUACAAAGUUCUGUUAAGCGAUUACGAACAACGCCAAAAACAACUUUUAGUGGAAAAUGCUGAGCUGAAAAAAGUUCUUCAGCAAAUGAAGAAAGAGAUUAUUUCACUUCUCCCACCGCAGAAACAGAAACUUAAAGAACGGUCUGAAGAUGGGCCAGUGCUGUCAGACUUGGAAGAAGAUAUUGGAGAGUUAAAUAAAGAGAAUAUGUGGGAACUGUCUUGUGAAACUGUACGAGAGCAGCUUACCAACAGCAUUAGAAAACAAUGGAGAAUGUUGAAAAAUCAUGUUGAAAAGCUAGAUAACCAAGUAUCGCGUGUACAUUCAGGAGCUUUGAAUGAGGAAGAUGUCAUUUCGAGAGAAGACCAUGAGAUGGAAACUGAAAAGCUAGAGUUGGAGAUCCAGCAAUGUAAAGAAAUGAUCAAAACUCAGCAACAGCUUUUACAGCAGCAGCUCAUGUGUCCAUGUGAUGAUGACACCACUGUGUUACUACAGGACUGCUAUUUACUGGAAGAAAGAGAGCGUCUUCAGGAAGAAUGGAGACUAUUUCGAGAACAAAGAAAGAAUUUUGAGAAGGAACGAAGGAGUUUUACAGAAGCUGCUAUUAGAUUAGGACUUGAGAGAAAGGCAUUUGAAGAAGAUAGAGGAGCAUGGCUGAAGCAACAGUUCUUAAGUAUUUCUACUGAUUACAAGCACUCUGAAAAUGUGACAACUCCAAGUGCCUUCUUAGGAAGUUCUGACCAAGACAAUCGAUUACCGAAAUCUACAUCUCAGCAAAGAAAACCUCACUGUAUGUUGGGUGGUCCUGUUUCAGCAGAACCUUACCAGAUAUCUCAGUAUAUUGCACGUAACAGUUCCAGUGCUGCAUUAAGAAAACCUGCUGGAGAUAGCAAACCAAAUCAGUGGGUGGAAAGUGACAAAGAAACAGAGUAAUGCACAAAGUCAUGGGAAGAAUCUGGAGCUGGCACUCUGCUAUGUAGAAACUUGCACAUAGAACAACUGCCUUAGACUUCCUAGGGUUGCUAGCUGGGUUUUUUGUUGGAGAUUGGUUCAUAAACUUUUCAUUCUAAAGUGAAACAAUGCUGUGAGUUUGAUUGUUCUUCUAGAGGAUUAUGUGGUGAUCUGAAUUGUGGUGUGUAUGUAUGUGUGUGCACAUGGCUU